AACCGAGAUACCACUGUACCGGUUGGUAUUAUCAAUAAGUUACUAGCAGGCCAGUGUUUCUCAGACUUUUUGAGCUCGGUCCCACCCUUCUAAGGUUGAUUUAACAUCUAGCUUCCCCAACCCAGUAGCAAUAAUUUGUUCUACACAUAAGCAUGUUGUGUGCAUUCAGCCUGCUGCUAUGUGCAAGGAUCUAUGGGUGGGCUCAUGAAUCCAACAUUGGCGUUAGAAAAAGAGUAGGACAGAGCAUCUCUGAUCCCUCCUAAAUCACACAUAGGGAAGUGCCAUUAGUACAAAGCAGAUGCACUCUGCAAAAUGUAUUGGGAUGGGUCAGACUUCUAGAUCCAACAUGGAUCAGGGAGGACUCUCUGUCAGGGGGCAUUUAACCCAGCUAAAUCUUGGUGGCGGUUGGGAGGAAGGCUGCACCUGCCUCAGAGUCGGAUCCCUCCCUGGAACGUCACAGAAUCCACUCCCAAGUGUUCUGUGCCUCCCAAGGAGGCAUGGUGCAGUUGGUGAUCCGCUAAACUUAGAAUAGUUUAUUACCAAAUAUGAUUCACAGUCUGCUGCUUUCCUUUAUGCUGAAUUAAUUCAUUUCCUAUUUAUUCUUUUGGGCAACUUUUAGCAUAUGUCUCCACAUGUAUGCGUGAAAAACCGGUUCCUCUUUUAAAAGUUGCUAUUACGUCUUCCUGUGGUAUGGAGUUGGUGAGCAGUGAGCAACCUGUUGUUAUGAGAGACGACAACAAACGAAGAAGGAGAAGGAUGAAGCCACACUCCACAGCAAGCAACUUGUCUUCAACUGAAUUGAUAUCCAUCGAGUUCAUUCUACCUACAAGCAACAUGCUAAUAGAUAUAGCCAGCAACUGUACAGUAGAGCAGAUGAAAGCACAAGUUUGGAUGCGAGCAAUAGAGAGGAAUCAGACCUCGGAUUUCUACCAUAAAUUCACUCCAGAUCAAUUUGUUCUUCAGUACCAAAAGAAGGGACAGUGGUAUGAAAUUUAUGACAAACAUCAAAUAAUACAGACACUUGACUGUAUAUUGUAUUGGAAAGUGCUACAGAAGAAAGUGGGCAAAAUUCAUGUGAUCCAAAAGCAGAAGCCCACAGAGGACGUUCAGAAGUUUCAAAAGCAACUCAAUUAUUUGAUUGGCUAUGAUGUUACUGAUGUCAGUAAUGUUCAUGAUGACGAGCUGGAAUUUGCUCGACGCAGGUUAGUCACUCCACGGACAAUUGAAGUAACCUGCAGAGAUCCAAAAUUGUAUUCAAUGCACCCUUGGAUUACAUCCAAACCACUCCCAGACUACUUGCUUAGUAAAAUUGUCAAUAAUAAUAUUUUAAUAAAUAUACACAGAGGAACAACUAGCCAAAAGAUUAAAGUACCUAUUGAGGACAGUCCAGAUCUCAUCCUUCAGAGUUUUUUCACCAAAAUGGCAAAGAAGAAAUCUUUGAUGAAUAUUCCUGAAGAUUACAGCGAGCUGAACUUUGUUCUGAGGGUGAGUGGCAGGGAUGAGUAUAUUGUAGGAGACACACCUCUCAAAAACUUCCACUGGAUAAGGCAGUGUCUCAAGAAUGAGGAUGAAAUUCACUUGGUUCUGGAUGAGCCACCUGACCCAAACCAGGAUGAGGUGCAAAAAGAGGAGUGGCCCUUAGUGGACGACUGCACUGGAGUGUCAGGAUACCAUGAACAGCUGACAAUAGAUGGCAAGGAUCAUGAGAGAGUAUUCACUAUAUCAUUAUGGGAUUGCAACAGGAAAUUCAGGGUCAAAAUAAUUGGCAUUGAUAUCCCUGUGCUUCCAAGAAACACAGACCUUACUGUAUUUGUUGAGGCUAAUAUUCAACAUGGGCAGCAGCUCCUUUCACAGAAAAGAACCACAGCUAAACCAUUUACUGAAGAAGUCCUGUGGAAUACGUGGCUUGAGUUUGAUAUCAAGAUUAAAGACUUGCCCAAAGGGGCACUUCUGACCCUACAGGUAUAUUGUGGCAAAGCACCAGCUUCGUCUGCAAAGGCUAACCUCCAUUUGCAUGAUUCCCCAAGUUCUGACGCUAAAUGCAAAACCCAGCUUCUCUAUUAUGUAAACAUUUUGUUGAUAGACCACCGGUCCCUGCUCCGGACUGGUGACUACGUGCUUCAUAUGUGGAAAUUUCCAGGCAAAGGGGAAGAGCAGGGAAGUAUAAAUGCUGAUAAGCUUACUUCAGCCACGAAUCCAGAUAAGGACAAUUCCAUGGCUGUCUCCAUUGUCCUGGACAAAUACUGCCACCCCAUAGCCUUGCCCAAGCACAAGAUAGCAUCUGAUCCACAAGCGGACAGGGCCAGAGCUGAAAUGCCCAACCAACUGCGCAAACAGCUUGAAGAGAUCAUAGCCACUGACCUGCUUAAUCCACUUACCCCUGAAGACAAAGAGUUACUGUGGCAUUUCCGAUAUGAAAGUAUAAAGCACCCAAAGGCAUACCCUAAGCUGCUUAGCUCUGUGAAAUGGGGACAGCAAGAAAUAGUAGCUGAGACAUACCAAUUAUUAUCCAAGAGAGAUGCUUGGGACCAAAGCGCCUUGGAUGUUGGAUUGACAAUGCAACUUCUAGACUGCAACUUUUCCGAUGAAAACGUGAGAGCGAUGGCGGUGCAAAAACUGGAGGCUUUAGAAGAUGAUGAUGUUCUUCAUUAUCUCUUGCAGCUAGUUCAGGCUGUGAAAUUUGAGCCUUAUCAUGACAGUGCAUUAGCCCGAUUUCUUCUAAAACGAGGCUUAAGGAACAAAAGAAUAGGACACUUUUUGUUUUGGUUUUUGAGAAGCGAGAUUGCACAGUCCAUGCACUAUCAGCAAAGGUUUGCUGUGAUCCUGGAAGCUUAUCUGAGAGGCUGUGGAAAAGCCAUGCUGCAAGACUUUAUGAAGCAGGUUCAAGUAACUGAGCUGUUGCAUAAAGUGACAAUGGACAUGAAGUCAAUUUCUGCGGAAAAGCACGACGUCACACCUCAAGUAAUUGCACAGCUCAAACAGAAACUUGAGAAACUACAGGACAGCAAGUUUCCCGAAUGCUUUAGAGUUCCAUAUGACCCUGGUCUGAAAGCAGGAGCACUUGUGAUAGAAAAGUGUAAAGUAAUGGCAUCCAAGAAAAAACCGCUUUGGCUAGAAUUCAAAUGUGCAGAUCCCACGUCCUUAUCCAAUGAAACGAUUGGCAUCAUCUUCAAACAUGGAGAUGACCUGCGACAGGACAUGCUUAUUUUACAGAUCCUUCGAAUCAUGGAGUCCAUCUGGGAGGAAGAAUCCUUGGAUUUAUGUCUGCUGCCAUAUGGGUGCAUUUCUACAGGAAAUAAAAUAGGAAUUAUUGAAAUUGUAAAAGAUGCCACGACGAUAGCCAAAAUCCAGCAAAGCACAGGUGGAAACACAGGAGCCUUUAAGGAUGAAGUAUUAAACCAGUGGCUAAAGGAUAAAUGUGUAAUUGAAGAAAAGUUUCAGGCAGCCGUGGAUAGAUUUGUGUACUCUUGUGCUGGUUACUGCGUGGCAACCUUUGUCCUUGGAAUAGGAGACAGGCACAAUGACAAUAUUAUGAUCACAGAGUCAGGUAAUCUAUUUCAUAUCGACUUCGGCCAUAUUCUUGGAAAUUACAAGAGCUUCCUUGGAAUUAAUAAGGAAAGAGUUCCUUUUGUAUUAACACCGGAUUUUCUGUUUGUCAUGGGAACCACUGGAAAGAAAAUGAGUCCCCGCUUUCAAAAUUUUCAGGAUAUCUGUGUGAGGGCUUACCUUGCUCUUCGGCAUCACACAAACCUUCUCAUCAUUCUGUUUUCCAUGAUGUUGAUGACUGGAAUGCCUCAGCUGACUAGCAAAGAAGAUAUUGAGUACAUCCGCGAUGCACUGACGGUUGGCAAAAACGAAGAAGAGGCUAAGAAGUAUUUCCUAGAUCAGAUCGAGAUUUGUAGGGAUAAAGGGUGGACUGUGCAGUUCAAUUGGUUUCUGCAUCUUGUGCUUGGAAUCAAACAAGGCGUGGAGAAACAUUCUGCCUAAUGGUGAACGGAUGCACACAUAACUAGAAAGUAACCUGCUGUUACAAUCGGUUCUUAGCCUUUUGGGCCACCCCAGUUCCAGGGACUUUCCCCUGCCUAAAAUCCAACUCUCAUUAAAAAAAGAGAACUUUUGUCGAGGUGUUGAUACAGCACCGUGGUUGAUUUAACAUACACAAAAGCCUUGUUGAAAUGGCCUUCAUGCUCCCCCCUUAUUUGCCACAGGUGUUUAAUAACCUAUUGUUAGAAUUUAGAUGGUACCACUGCUUUGCUGAUUGUUUUGUGUAGCUCCUGCAGCAGGAUAGAAAGACCUUCUGAAAAUACUGGACCAUAUGCAGAAUAAUUUUUAAAGUAUUUUUUUCUCUUUCUCAUUUAAUUUUUAAGUAAACUGUAAUUUACAAAUAUUUUCUCUGAGAUCAAAUGUAGUGUGAGCAGGUGUCCACUUGUGAACUUGGGGUUUCCUUCCUCCUCUCCCACCCGAAGCCCCCCAAGCCAGCUCCAGAGGUUGGAGGACCUUCCAGAUAAGGAGAGAUGGAGGUGGGCAAAGAGAAGCUGGAAGUCUUGCUCUCUGCUUUCAUAAUAUUAGCAAAGGGACUCCAUUGUUUUAAGGAUAGGAAUUUGGAAGAGGAAGCAUCAUAGCGGUGUCAUUCUAGGUCGAGAAAUCCUCUCUGUUGCUGGGAUGAAUAUUACACACAAGAGGAAUCAUUCAUCUGUCUGAAAACUGAAGUGCCACUGUCCAUGGAUUCCUCUGGUAGCUAAUCACAGAGUGUUUCAGACCAUCCCUUUGAAGAAAGAAGAUGGAAGAGAAAAUUGCAGGAGCCAAUUUGCAUUGGUGGGGGGGGGACAGGGACUGCUAGGGUUGAUAGGUAGUAAACAGCUGAUCCAUUCUUAAAUUACUUGUAACCACUGCCUGUUAAGUCUGUACCUAUUAUUACUCUACGUGUGGAAGGAUAAAAUCUCUGAAACAGGGAUUAUUUGUCCAAGAGAAGCACUGCUUGGAAAGUAAUUUUACCCAUCUAAAUUUCAUUCUUGGCAGUGUCGGUUAGGUUUAAAGUUUUCAACCUUUCUUCUGAAGUUUCCCCCCCUUUUUUAAAAGUGAGUGGUAGUUUUCAUUGCCUGGCGCAGUGAUAUAUUUAUACUAAUUAAUAGUAAACUCAGUGAAAUAUUAACCUGUAUUUAAAAGCUUUAUAAUGGUGGUACUAGAAGAAACACUGUCCAAGAGCCUCUCCUUCAUUUACCAAAUGUUUUGACAAGCCAAAAGCUUAUUUAUUUUUCUCAGUGCCAGGUGUUUUAGUUUUCAAAUACAUACCACUGCCACAAUCCAGAACCACAAUCGUCAUACCCAGCUUAAAAAACAGGUGUUGUUUUUUUAAUGGGCCAUUCUCUUAUAUCUAGUACUGCACCACAAUCAAAACAGAAUAUAAAGAGACUAUAGAUUAAAUAUAACUACUAGGGGUGGUAUUCAGAGUAGAUGCACUAUAGUUAAUGAACUGAAGUUAGUUUUGUUCAUUACUUUUAAUGGGUCUACCCUGAGUAAAAAGUAGUUGAACACUACCCCUAGGUGUGUUAAGAUCUUCACUAGGAAGAUGGUGAGAAUUUUAUAAUUGAUUCUAGAACUGUAAAAUUACAAGCAUUGCUAAUACUACAGAUGUUGUCUGAAUUGUGUUUAUAUAGCCAAAGCAAAAAUGGCUUGAAAUUCUGGCUUCCAUGUGUUAUGUAAAAGCAAUUGGUAUGUAACAGAGUGUGUAUGAUAAAUGUUAAAAAGCAUAAUAGAUUUGGCUUAAUCUUUUUCUCAUCUACAUGAGUCACUUAACACGGUGACCCAAAUUAACAAAGUAAUGUGUUGUGGCUCUUUAUUAAGAAAUUCUUUCUUUCCUUGUCCACUUAAAUCGUUGUUUUAUGUGCAGUGAUUUCUUAUACAGUAUUAAGUACAGUAAUUUUGGCUGAAAUAGGAAAACAUAUUCUAACAAAGUUGCUUGUAAAUGUUUUAAAACUCAGUAUGUGUACUGUAGGCUUACAGUUUUAAAAACUGUGUCCUAAUUUUGAAAUGAUUUGCAUAUAUGAUUGAUUAAACAAUACUCAUA
Messenger RNA from Podarcis raffonei (Aeolian wall lizard), 6067 nucleotides. RefSeq names its product phosphatidylinositol-4,5-bisphosphate 3-kinase catalytic subunit gamma (gene PIK3CG). Gene Ontology annotation, molecular function: 1-phosphatidylinositol-4-phosphate 3-kinase activity; 1-phosphatidylinositol-3-kinase activity. NCBI's taxonomy places the organism in Eukaryota, Metazoa, Chordata, Lepidosauria, Squamata, Lacertidae. The record is from RefSeq and is a predicted model, not a curated record. The transcript is spliced from 11 exons. The coding region runs from base 637 to 3987 and encodes 1116 amino acids. Gene Ontology annotation, biological process: phosphatidylinositol-mediated signaling; cell migration; phosphatidylinositol 3-kinase/protein kinase B signal transduction. Gene Ontology annotation, cellular component: plasma membrane; cytoplasm; phosphatidylinositol 3-kinase complex, class IB.